GCCCUACGGGAAAGGCGGAGGGAGGAGAGGGUAGAGCGGGGGAUGCGGAGCAGCGCGGCCGUCGGGGCAAUCGGAAGCGAUGGGUUCGGAUAUAUGUUGUAGGAUACAUCGCAGCCGCCUUCGCUUUGACUUGGUUAUUCCUUGAAAGCCGAGCUAGAAAAAGCCUUUGCUAAUAUCCAUCUUUCAGGUUGGGUAUUGGGUAUUUCUUCUCCGAAGGAGAGGUCGGGCAAUGGAAUGGGGUGAUAAGGGAAGGAGUGGACCUCCGCCCCAUGGAGGUGGUUAUGAGAUGGGUAUUGUGGGGAUGGGUUUGGGUCGGACCUUAGAAGCCCUUCUCCAACCUUAAUGAUUCUGAGAUACUACUGGGAUUAGUAACUGGCUUCUCCUGUUACGCCUGAUGAUGAAGCGCUGGCGACCUUGAAUGCUGAGGUCCUUGAAUAGACAUCCUCUCGCUGAGUGUAGCUUGACUUAGCCUUGCACCAAACACUGUGAGAUCAUUUUUCUUUGCAUAGGAGGAAGCUACAGAUGCUUCUCACCCCCCCAAAAAAGUCUCAAGUCGUAGAACUGAAUUGAUAAUACCAUCUUUUUAACCAGAAUGGGAAAAUAUGAGGAGGAAAAUUUCACAGGAGGUUGAGGGAGACAAAGUCAGGGUGGCUUUAACAUGCAGGUGAUGGAUGCAGUGUUCUGUACUGAAUGGUUUAGUUUUUCCCCCCCUGUUGUACAAAUUGCAAGUGGAAAGAAAGCAUUGCUUGUGAUAGCUGCCUGAUUGAGUGCUGUUGAGUAUACAGGGGCUGGGGAUCUGAGUGCAUUGUGCUGAAAAGAAAGUUACUUUAGAGCUAAGUUAGGAAACUAGAGGGGAAUAUUCCAGAGAAAUACAACUGAAGGGAUGAAAAUCUUAAUGCUUCCACACAAAUCUAGUUUUUGAAGUGGAGGCUAUUCAGAGGAAAGGCAUUGCACUUUCUCCUUCUUCUCCUUGCACAUUAUCUUCAUAAUUUUCUUCCUUUUGUGUGUAAUGGACCAUGAAGCUUUUACCUCUCCCCUAGGGCACUUGCCAAUAGGAUUAUUAUCCACUGCCUGAAGUCUAUGCGUAAUUCCACAAUCUUGUCUUCUAAAACUAGUUCAGAUGUGAAGCCUGCUAGGUCUGCAGAAAGUUCUUAAGCUUGCACAUGACUUCAGAAAGAAAGCUAACAGCUGGCAAUGACACAGUGCUCAGAUAUUGGGAGUAUGCAAGGAAAGGCAGCAAGAGAGCAGCAUCUUCAGAUGCUGGCCCAUCCUCUGAGCCCACAGCAUUAGAACCAUAGACUCUACAAGGGACUGUAUAGGACGUGAUGGUGUGUCCCAUGUGUCCCUCAAGCUUUUCGUUUUGUAGGUCCUCACUGAGUCUCCCUGUCAUGGAGCAGCUGAAAUGUUCAGCAGUGGCACAGAGGGGACAUCAGCUCAGCUGCAGAGAGUCCUUGCUGGAAGUCAGGCUGUUCUGCAGCACCAAACCGAUUAUAGCCAGGGGUGAUCAGACAAGCAGCUGACACAAGGAAUGCAGAGGAUAAUCUAAAUCCUGUUAGUGACAUCUGGCAAGGUCUGUGUGAUUGCGGAAAGCUGUUAACAGUGACAUGAAAUGAUGAUGGCAGCGUGGUCCUGGAGGAGUCUCUGGUAUCAUCCUCCUGGCACAGGCUUUGUUAGGAUCUGGUGGGAAGGUUUGAUCCUGGUCCUGCUUUGUCCCCUGAUCACAUCUAGUACAUAGAAUCAUAGACUGGUUCUGCACCUUGUGAUGCUGUCCAGGGUGGAGAGUCCUCUCCUGGCUGAGGGAUCCCACAAUGUCCUCUCCCCAUAGUUAGGAGUGUUCAUUAGCUGGUGACAACUUCAAUGAGUGCCUGAGCAGAAUCCUUUUGGCCUCUGAAAACCACUGGAAAAAAACUGGGGCUUUCUGAGUGUGAGCUUGAGUGUUUCUCAGUGCUGUUCUCCAAGCCAGGGAGGUAGGAUGCAUUGCAAAAGAGAGCACUGCUGCUCCACUGUCUGCUUCUUAGAUCAGCACAGACAGCUGGUCGCUGGGGAAUAGCAUGUCUGAUGAGUCGGAGCCUCUGCAAGAACCAGCCCCAUUUCAUCUGAACUGCAGUCUGAGGAUGGAUCAUUAGCUUUGCUGGUACUGAAAUCCACCUGCAAGAGCCUUUCCGACCACAAGAGCUGAAGUUUGGACACUGUCAGGGAUUACAGAUAAAUGGAAGACUUGGAGACUAACUUAAUCCAGACACGCAAAGCAUGCAGGAUAGAGCAGAUGGUAGCAAAAUGGCUUCAUCGCUCCCGGGAUGGUGCAUCCAGUGGCAGAGUGUCUGUGACAGACGUCAGCAGCGAUGGCGGUGCCCAGGCUAUCAGCCGUGUCAAACUCACUGUCACAGUGUACAAAGACUUGGUCCUCCAUCACUACGGCUUCGAGAUUUGUCCAGACCUUCCUCUUACAAUCGCAUCUGUCACUGCAGGGAGCACUGCGGAUGGGAAGCUGCUGCCAGGUGACCAACUGCUCCGGAUUAACUCUACCAUGGUGGAGGACAUGUCUAUUGAACGGGUGGCUGACAUCAUCAGGGAUGCUGGUGAUGAGCUCCUCCUCACUGUCAUUCGUUGCACAUCGGGUGGGCCAAAGUCAUCGUUUCUCACCGAGGAGAAGAGGGCAAGGCUGAAAACAAACCCCGUGAAAGUGCGUUUUGCAGAGGAGGUGCUGGUGAAUGGGCACUCACAGGGGAAUUCUCUUCUUUGUAUGCCGAAUGUCCUCAAGGUAUACUUGGAAAAUGGUCAGACCAAAGCUUUCAGGUUUGAGACCAGCACUACUGUAAAGGAUAUUGUUCUCACCUUGAAGGAGAAGCUCUCCAUCCGGAGCAUCGCUCACUUUGCCCUCACCUUGGAGGAGCAGUACAACGCAUCAAAGAUCCAUCUGCUGCAUGAGGAGGAGCUCAUUGAGCAGGUUGUCCAGAAAAGAGAAUCCCAUGACUGCCGAUGCCUCUUCAGGAUUUGCUUUGUCCCAAAGGACCCUUUAGACCUGCUGCAGGAAGACCCAGUUGCUUUUGAAUAUCUCUACCUGCAGAGCUGCAGCGAUGUGCUGCAGGAGAGGUUUGCUGUGGAAAUGAAAUGCAGUGUGGCAUUACGUCUGGCUGCCCUGCAGAUACAGGAACGGAUCUACACGUGUGCUCAGCCACAGAAAGUCUCUCUGAAAUACAUCGAGAGAGACUGGGGAAUUGAAAACUUCAUCUCACCAACUUUGCUUCGAAACAUGAGAGGAAAGGAUAUAAAGAAAGCCAUCAGCUACCACAUGAAACGGAACCAGGUCCUGCUGGACCCUCGGCAGAAGCAUAUGCUUGCAGCGGUCCAAGUGCGCCUGAACUACUUGCAAAUACUGGGAGACCUGAAGAUGUACAGUGGGAAGAUCUUUAAUGCCACCCUGAUGCUACAGGACAGGGAAUCGUACGUUGCCUUGCUGGUGGGUGCCAAGCACGGGGUGAGCCAGAUAAUCAAUAGUAAGCUCAGCAUCAUAACCAGCCUGGCAGAGUUCUCAAACAUCAGCAGGGUGGAGAUGACGGAGGAGUCAGAGAAAGUGAGCAUGGUGAAAAUCUACCUGCAGGACCUGAAGCUGCUGACUCUGCUGCUGGAAUCAAACAGUGCGAAAGAUCUUGUCUGCCUCAUCGUUGGCUAUUACAGACUGUUUGUGGAUGCAAAUGUCUCCGUAUUUACUUGGGGAGAGAAAAGACAGCAACUACACCGUGUCUCAGCCGAAGAAGGGUAUGAAUCUCGAACCUGCAGUGAUUCUGAAGACUCUUGGGAGAUGGAUUCCUCCUCUGAGCAUUGCUUGGGCAUACACAGCAGCACCCAUCCUGUGUCUGAGGAGAAGAUGGGAGAGCUUCAGAGCCUGGAAAAGGACAGCACAGAGCCCCAGCCUAUAGGGAAUUACCUGCGUGAUGGGGGUGACAAUGCAGACAGCACAUCUGAUGCUUCUGAUUCAGCCAACACAGAGAGCCGAGGGUUUAAGACGAGUGGCUCGAGUGACUCAAUGGAUGCGCUGGAAGAAGAUGAGUUAGAAGCCUGCUCUUCCUCCAGGCCAGAGUUUUUCCACUUCUACACACCUACUGUGCAUGAGAUGAACAGCUUGGACAAGAGCUUCCCCAUUUGUGCUGCAGGAGGCUCUGGCGGAUCAGAAGCCAGAGACUUCUUCUGUUUCUUGCAGGUACCAGAAGCAGAUAAACACGGGUGUAAGCACAGCCCCUGUGAGCAGAAAGGAGUAGAUAGUGAUGUGUCUGUGCUGCGGACCAAGCUGUCUGAGAGAAACUCCAUGGACUAUUACAGCCUGUGCUGCAGCAUUUCCCCUGCAGGCAGCGUGGAGAGGAGCAGCAUCAGUCACAACCAUAACAGAAGUCCUUGGAAAGAUGAGUCUGCCCAUGAUGAGGUGCCGUGGGGAGCAGAACAGAUGGCAGAAGUGAGCGAUCUCAUUCUGGAGCCACCCCUGGGCUUCGGUGACACCAGCUCUGAGGAGGAGUUCUAUGAUGCUGCCGACAGGCUCAGCCCCCCCUGUUCCCUGCCAGCAGGCUGCCAGGCGACAUCCCAGGAGAGCGCAGAAGAUAACUGCAUCCUACAGAAACCGAGAUGUUACAGCUUGGGAGAAAACUCAAUAUCAAGAGAGAAAUACGGAGAGGAGAAGCAGCUGAUGUAUUCCAAGAGCCUGAGGAAGAGGAGAUCUUUUCUGAAAACCAAUUACACCUCACAGGUCACUUUCCCACUGGCUCUACCAGGCUCCUCACAGAGCUGCUGCUCCUGGCCACCCACCCCAGCACUCCCUGCUCAGUCCUCAGAUCCAUCUUCUUCAGACAAGGAUGCAGAAAUGGGAACGCCUGCCCCCCAGACUCAAACAGACAUUGCUGGCACAAAGUCAUCCUCCGGUGUGAUGGAAAUGGAGCCUGACACCAUGGAAAUAAAGUCAGUGACUGACUUGGUGGUUUCUUCCAUUUCAGCUGUUCGUUUGCAAGGUGACCAUAGGGAGGAGAGUGCGGAUGUUGCUGUAGAUGUGGGUCAGCUCUCUCGUGCUGCACAUGCUGUACACCCAAAUUCACUGUUCCAAGAGGAAGCCGUGCACCAGGAGCAAAGCAGUGCUAUAAAGGAAAGCCCCACAGUGAAAUGGCCAAGUGAUGAGAGUUGUGUGACCACCAGAGAUCAGCCAGCCCAGGCAGCACCAGAAGGGGAGUGUGAUGUGAUGGAACCCACGCACAAAGCUGGCAAUGUCCCCCCAUUCCAGGGUCAGGAGAUGGUCUGCCCUGCUGAUGAGUGCACUCUGCCUCCUUCCUCUUGUAGUGCUUCUCCCCAUGGGGUGGCCAAGGAGCAAGAUCUGCUUCCCACUGUCUGGAGGCAAAUGGGAUGUGAGGAGUCUGUCCUGGUUCCAUGUGGUGAAGGAAAAGCUAACCUCGAUUUCUGUGCUGAGAACAGGAGGGACAGUGCCUUGUCACAGGCCAAAAGCAGACAAGCAAUAAGCACAGAGGCCUUAAGGGAAGUGUACAAUAAAAAUGAAUUGGGUUUUCCAGAUGUAACACAGCUGUUAGCAAACAACAGCAGCAGUUCAGGGGUUAUAGCUCAACUCUCCUGGCUCACAGUUCAGGUGAGAUCAGAUCUAAUAUCACCCAACCCAACUCAGAAUAGAAGACAUGACCCUUUAGAGCUUUUGGACUCUCAAAGGAGCGCUGUGUGCGUGGGGGAUGAUGCUGUCAGAAAGGAGAUGCAGACAUCAUCAGCUACACUAUCUCCUGAGAAAGAGUUGGAAAGCAAGAAUGGGAUGGUUGAAGGGGAGCCCAGAAAAGACACAGAAGAUGCAGCUCAUGAGCAUCACUGUCCUGUUCAGACUCCUUUCCUUGGAGAACAGUCUGCCAUAGUGGGGAAAGACUCCCUCCAAACCAGAGAGCUUUCCAUCUCCCCAAACUCAAUUCCCUUGGGCUCACUGGGGAAAACAGGAGACUGUGUGGAUUCAAAUCCCUCCUUCCUCUGCUUUAAUCACAAAAAGGAUGAGCGGGAUGCUGCUGCCGGAUCCAUCCUGACCAGGUCUUUGGGAUUUUCUGUGAUGAGGAAGACAUCGGCACAAUUUGGGAUGGACAAGUGCAGCUGUCAGCUGUCCUAUGUCAGCUGUUUCCAUAGACCUGAUGAAGACAGAAAGCAGGAAACCACCGUUCCCAUGUGCAGCGUGUUCCUGCAGCCUGUCACUACCCCACCAUCCACCAGCUGCAGUCCCCCCAUUGUGACAGGGCAGUCAGUGAGUGCAGAGGAGCCUCGACACAUUACAUUCACGUAUCACUAGGCUCUCCCAUACGGGACAUUUAACCCCCAUAGCUCAGCACAUGGUCAUGGAAAGGCACCUCUGUGCAUCAACUGACCUCUACCAACAGCUGCCUAGUUCAGGGGUGGACAUGGGACAAAGCACGUGCCCCUCCAUCCUCGCUUUAUCUAAACACAAGCUCUGCAUAAUGUGCAAACUCACUGAGCACUUCAUAGCUUAUCUAUGUAGCCUGGGAUAUUUCCUUCAGCUCCCCAGCACUUUGUGGAUAGCCAGUCACAUAAGUGUUGCCCUAGCCUCCUCUGUUACCUGUGAUACACACAUCCCAGGUAGAGAGGUGACCAAGCAAGCUCUGAAGGAGAGAUCAGAAUCCACUCUGGUCCAACAAGGAGAGCUGGGCUGUUCUGCCUGUGGUUGAAACCACUUUGGGUUAAAGAAUUACUCUGUUUAUCUGCUUCUCCUUGCAAAGGUUAUCCCAGGUUGGGGAUGCAAACCAUAUCCUUUCCUCCUGCUGUAGUUUCUGUAUGUCAGCCUUAACUAUUUACAGUCGCUCAUGCUGAAGAAAGUCCCUAACCAGCAGCCUCCCCCACUGCUAGCCUUGCCAUGAAAUAGCUACCUAACCAUCCCUGUCUUCCAAUAAAAGGGGAUAAAUCUUGAAGACAGAAGUGCCAACUUUGCAGCUGUUGACAUAACCCGUUAUGCCGGCCUCCCUUGAAGGCACGCUGCUUUUCCUUCUCGUCAAUAGCUGCACAAAGUGCUAUAUAUGCCUAGCUAGAUACGAGCUACCAGCCCUUAAACAUAUCCUAAUUGAGCACCUCUAGUGAAUGUGUGCUUUCCAGUGCUGGAGGCACAUCCUCAGCAAUCUGGUGGUAAAGAGGGUUGCAGCAAGUCCUUGACUGCAGUGACAUUUAUCUACUUACAGCUGAUGAGCACAGAACAUGAAUGCAAGCAGGAAGAGCCCAUAGGACACAAUAAAGCAACGGGCAGCUGCAAACUAUUUCAGCCUCUAUGGGGAGAAACCACCUGCUGACAGUAUGAAUCAUGAGUACCAAACUCCUGGUGGUAUUGAAGGCCCUUGGUAUGAAGGGGAGAUGAAGAUGGAGGCAAAGGUGACAGGA
Coturnix japonica (Japanese quail) is the source of this 7404-nucleotide messenger RNA. It is a transcript of the gene FRMPD1, whose product is annotated as FERM and PDZ domain containing 1. NCBI's taxonomy places the organism in Eukaryota, Metazoa, Chordata, Aves, Galliformes, Phasianidae. Gene Ontology annotation, cellular component: cytoskeleton; cell cortex; plasma membrane. The record is from RefSeq and is a predicted model, not a curated record. Gene Ontology annotation, molecular function: protein binding.